AUGCAGAUGCAUGACAAGCAAGGAGAAGUGCGUCUCAGGUGUCUGACUGCGCUCCAGGGCUUGUACUAUAACCGGGAGCUCAACACUCGACUGGAGCUUUUCACCAGCCGCUUCAAGGACCGCAUUGUGUCGAUGGCUCUGGAUAAGGAGUAUGAUGUUGCAGUGCAAGCCAUAAAACUUCUGACUCUUGUCUUGCAUAGCAGUGAUGAGGUCCUGACAGCAGAGGACUGUGAGAGUGUCUACCAUCUGGUCUACUCUGCCCAUCGACCUGUGGCUGUGGCUGCAGGAGAAUUCCUCUAUAAGAAGCUCUUCAGCCAUCGAGGUCCAGAGGAGGAAGGGAUGCCCAGGAGGGGCAGGCAGAGCCUCAACGGGAACCUCAUCAAGACCACCGUCUUCUUCUUCCUGGAGAGUGAGCUCCAUGAGCACGGGGCCUACCUGGUGGACAGCCUGUGGGAGUGUGCAGGGGAGCUGCUCAAAGACUGGGAGAGCAUGAUCAGCCUGCUGCUGGAUGAGCCCAUGCCAGGGGAGGAAGCCCUGACAGACCACCAGGAGACUGCCCUGAUCGAGAUCAUGCUGUGUGCCAUCCGCCAGGCCUGUGAGUGCCACCCUCCAGUGGGCAGAGGCACUGGGAAGAGGGUCCUGACAGCGAAAGAAAAGAAAACCCAGCUGGAUGACCGGACAAGAAUCACGGAGAUCUUUGCUGUGGCGUUGCCUCUGUUGUUGGCCAAGUACUCCGUUGAUGCUGAGAAGGUGACCAACUUACUGCAGCUACCGCAGUUCUUUGACCUGGAAAUCUACACCACUGGUCGAUUGGAAAAG
Salvelinus sp. IW2-2015 is the source of this 819-nucleotide messenger RNA. Its product is annotated as cohesin subunit SA-2-like. The record is from RefSeq and is a predicted model, not a curated record. Gene Ontology annotation, molecular function: chromatin binding. The transcript has 9 exons. Gene Ontology annotation, biological process: sister chromatid cohesion. Lineage: Eukaryota; Metazoa; Chordata; Actinopteri; Salmoniformes; Salmonidae. The annotation marks the transcript as partial. Gene Ontology annotation, cellular component: nucleus; chromatin; cohesin complex.